AUGGCCGCUAUCGAGGACAUCGCAAAGCCGUUCGCGGCUAAGCACUUGCCUUCUCCCGAGGACUUCUUCGCACGCAAGGUCGCGUUGAUCUCUGGUAUCACUGGCCAGGAUGGCUCUUACCUGACGGAGCUGCUCUUGAGCAAGGGUUACGAGGUUCACGGCAUCGUCCGCCGCUCGUCGUCCUUCAACACUGGCCGCCUGCACCACAUCUACCAGGACCAGCAUGAGCGCCCGAACAAGCUGAAGCUCCACUACGGCGAUCUCUCUGACAGCACGAACCUGGUAUACAUCAUCGCCCAGGUUCUGCCCUCCGAGAUCUACAACUUGGGCGCGCAGUCGCACGUCAAGGUCUCGUUCGAGAUGUCCGAGUACACCGCCGACGUCGACGGUCUCGGUACUCUCCGUCUCCUCGAUGCGAUCCGCACGUGUGGCCUCGAGAAGCACACGCGUUUCUACCAGGCGUCUACGUCUGAGCUCUACGGUCUCGUGCAGGCGCCGAUCCAGGAUGAGACCACGCCGUUCUACCCUCGCAGCCCGUACGGUGUCGCCAAGCUCUACGGUUUCUGGAUCACGAAGAACUACCGUGAGGCAUACAAUAUGUACGCGUGCAACGGCAUUCUCUUCAACCACGAGUCUCCUCGUCGCGGUCGCACUUUCGUCACUCGCAAGAUUACCCGCGCUGUAGCCGACAUCUCGCUCGGCAAGCAGUCCUGCCUCUACCUCGGCAACCUUGACGCCAAGCGUGAUUGGGGACACGCCGCGGACUACGUUGAGGGCAUGUGGCGCAUGCUGCAGCAGCAGGGCCCUGAGGACUUCGUCCUGGCGACUGGCGAGACGCACCCCGUGCGUGAGUUCGUGGAGAAGGCGUUUGCUGUCGUCAACGUCAAGCUGCGGUGGGAGGGUUCCGGCGAGAAGGAGAUUGGUAUCGACGUCCAAUCCGGCAAGGUCCUCGUACGCGUUGACCCGCAGUACUUCCGCCCCGCUGAGGUCGAGUUACUUCUGGGUAGCCCCGCGAAGGCGGAGAAGCUGCUUGGCUGGAAGCGCAAGGUCGACUUUGGCUCGCUUGUCCAGCAGAUGGUUGAGGCCGACAUCCAGGCCAGCAAGGGUCUUGUGGAGGACCAGAACUAA
Peniophora sp. CBMAI 1063 is the source of this 1128-nucleotide messenger RNA. Lineage: Eukaryota; Fungi; Basidiomycota; Agaricomycetes; Russulales; Peniophoraceae. The record is from the annotation of a GenBank genome assembly.